Molecule: messenger RNA, 2308 nt
Organism: Rhododendron vialii
Lineage: Eukaryota; Viridiplantae; Streptophyta; Magnoliopsida; Ericales; Ericaceae
Exons: 8
Coding region: 1227-2054 (275 amino acids)
Biological process (GO): protein ubiquitination
Cellular component (GO): membrane
Molecular function (GO): zinc ion binding; ubiquitin-protein transferase activity
Source: RefSeq, a predicted model, not a curated record
UGUAAAAAUCAAACAUCACAUAACUGAAGAAUGGGGGAAUCGUGGCAGUCAUGGAAGCGUUGGCCGUUAGAAUCUCUCUCCACCCUCACCUUUCCGUCUCCCCCCCACUCUCCACUCCCACAACGAGGAGAGAGAAAAUUGGAGAUAGAGAGAGAGAGAGAAGAAUCUUAUUUGCACGAUAGGUGUGCGUUGGUUGGCUUGGAAUGGAUUGCCGCUACUAAUACAUGUCGAUGCCGACACUCCAUCUCUUGCUUCUUCCCAAAACCCAAAACCGUCAAGAAAUCCCAAACGCUGAAAUCCCAACAAACUGAACAAAGCUGCACUGCUUAAUUCAAAGAAAGAAUAUAAAGCCCGAAAUAAACAAGAAGAAAAAAAUGGAUUCCCUUCUGUCCCAGAAAAUCCCAGUCCCAUUCUGGUAACCUUUUUGCUUCCCUCCCUCUCCCUCUACUUAUCUUCAAAUCUUGCGCGUUGCUCGUUCGUUCGUUUCAUUGUUUUUUCAAGGUCAUCCCUGCUUUUACAAUCUGGGUUUUCUUUUUUCUUCUCUCCUCUUUCUCUCUAUGUUGCGUGUCGUAUCCGUAUGUCGGUUCUGCCCCGACCACAAUUGUGUCCGGAGCCGUUCAAUGCACAUGGGUUCACAUGCAUCGAGCGGCUCUGGAUGCAGUCUUCUGGAGUUGUAGUCGACAGUUUUGUACGUAGACUUUCUCUAAUUUCCCAAAUACUGGGUUUAUUUUGUUUUGCUGUUUUUCUAUUAAUCUGGGGUUUGUUCCAUUUUUCUUCUUCUGCUCUUUCUUGUUUUAUUUCCCUGCACUUUUUGGCUCUCUUGUAAAGCUACCUCACCUUUGAUUGUUUUCCAUUUAUUGUUCAGCUUUACACCUUAUUUGUUUUCGUUUCGUUUCGCUGUAGCUUUUUGUUUUUAUGCUACUUAAAUGUUGGCUUUUGACUCCUGCCCAUGCUUCCACCUGCUUUAUUGGCUCUUUUUAUGUUAUUUUCUUUUUGACAUUCUUGGUUUUUUGGUAUUCCAUUCACAGUUGUUUGUAUACGUUCUAAUGUAUCUUGCUCCUUUUCUCCUCAUGGCAAUUGGGUUUCUUUACUUUGAAUGUAGGUAGUUUUAUUGGGACCUGAUUUUCCAGAUUCUUCGUAAAGAGAAGGGACCGGACAAAGGGUUUGAUUGUUCAUAGUUUUUCUUUACUUCCUUUGUGAAACGAAUUAGUCGUGUGAUUUGAAGGAUGGGGGAUCAUUUUGUGUUGCUGGUGGAUCAGUUGCUCACAGAAUCCACCCUUGAAGCAGCUAUUGAGAGAAACAAACAGUUGCUGCACACCGCACCCACAUCAAGUGAAGAUAUGAUGAGUGAUGGCCCUUCUCAUAAGAUGGAUGUCGAUAGUGAAUCUUCGCCAAGGAAAUUAGUUUUGUGUAGGAUUUGCCACGAUGAGGAUGAAGACUCGAACAUGGAGAUACCUUGUUCGUGCUGUGGCAGCUUGAAGUAUGCCCACCGCAAAUGUGUCCAAAGAUGGUGCAACGAGAAGGGUGACAUUACGUGUGAGAUUUGCCGCCAGCAAUUCAAGCCCGGUUACACAGCACCAUCUCCUCUGUUUCAUUAUGGCACUGUUCCACUGAACUUCAGGGGAAAUUGGGAGGUUUCGAGAAGGGAUCUGCACAAUGCUCGGAUUUUAGCUAUGGUUGCAGAUCGCAAUUUGUUGGAUACCGACCCUGACGACUAUUCUGCUCCCACUCCAAGAAGUCUGAUAUGUUGUCGUGUGGUUGCUAUAAUUUUCAUGGUUCUUUUGGUGCUACGUCAUACUCUACCCGUCAUAAUUAAUGGAGCCGGAGAUUACACAAUUACAUUGUUCAUGUUGCUGAUGUUGAGAACCAUCGGGAUUCUUUUACCAGUCUACAUCAUGGUUAAAGCAUUCACCGCUAUCCAACGUCGACGACACUUACAGGAAGCUCGAACAUUCUCUUUUGCCGCCUCAGAUGAAGAAAAUGAACUGCCACAACUGCAGCCUCAACAAAAUCUCAUUUCACGUAUAGUAAGUUCUGCAAGUGUCACUGCUUGACAGAAACGGGUUAAUACAUCGCCGUGCAAGAUUUAUUCUUGGCGGAGAAAUGUUGCAAGAGUAAUAAUGUUUCUGGGGAAUCGAUGGGUCUGCUGAUCUAUUAUGUCUUACAAAAUGCUUCUAUGAGAUGUGUACCGUGCCAAAAUUCCAGUGUAAAUACAACACCACUUCCGGUGAAACAUGUGGCUAAAAUGAUGUGAAAGAUGGAUAUAAAUAGCAAGAAUUGUUCCAUGUUUGCUCCGAAGAGGAGAUUA